Messenger RNA from Hydra vulgaris (swiftwater hydra), 1594 nucleotides. Its product is annotated as OTU domain-containing protein 5. Gene Ontology annotation, molecular function: cysteine-type deubiquitinase activity. Lineage: Eukaryota; Metazoa; Cnidaria; Hydrozoa; Anthoathecata; Hydridae. Gene Ontology annotation, biological process: protein deubiquitination. The record is from RefSeq and is a predicted model, not a curated record.
AAAUUUAAAGUUUAUUUAUUGUGAAUAUGUUUAAAUUGCGAAACUAAAAAGGUUGAAUUGGUUGGUUUUUUAAAAGUAUUUUGUUUUAUAUCAAUACAAUUUGUGAUUAUAAAAUUUAAAAAUUUUAAGAUGACUAUAUUACCCAAAAAAAAAGAGCAAAAAAAUGAUGAGGUAGAAAGAAAUCGUUCAAGAAACAGAACCACUCGUAGUGGUGAAGUUGUUAGAAAUAGAAAUAAUCAAGAUGAAAACAUUUCGGAAAGUUCGAAUAGUUUAGAUAAAAGAGACUCUCAAGAAUUAUUAAAUUUGCCACUUCAUAAACGUUCGAGACACCGUCAAAGUUCUAACUAUUUUUCAAAAAACAGCAGAGAAACUCGCGAAGGUAGUGUCAGUCCGCCAUAUGACGUUAAUGAAAAUGGAUAUAAUAGUUCUGAUGAAUAUGAUAGUCUUCGAGAAAUUAAAAAGGGUGUUAUAAAACUUGAUGGUCCAACUGCAGAGCAAGAAUCUGAGUUUGAAAAGCAGUUACUUCUAAAAAGGGGUUUUCAAAUUAAACAAAUGGGUACAGACGGAGCUUGUUUGUUUAGAGCUGUAGCUGAUCAAGUUUAUGGAGAUCAAGAGAUGCACAGUGUUGUAAGAAAACAUUGCAUUGAUUAUAUGGUUAAAAACAGUGAUUUUUUCUCUCAAUAUGUUACUGAAGAUUUUCAUACUUAUGUUAGAAGAAAAAGAAAUGAUUCAAUUCAUGGAAAUCAUGUGGAAAUGCAAGCGCUUAGUGAAAUUUAUAAUCGACCCAUCGAGGUUUACCAAUAUGGAUGUGAACCAAUAAAUAUUUUUCACAGUCGAUCUUCUAAUAGUGAUGAAAAUCCACCACUACGACUCAGUUAUCACGGAAGCAUACAUUAUAAUUCUGUCAUUGAUCCAUAUAAUCCAACAGUAGGAGUAGGUCUUGGACUAGCAGGAUACAAACCAGGGAUGCAUGACCAAAGAUUGUUACAAAGUACAAUACAAGAAUCCGAAGCUCAGCUUUUAGAACAAGAAAUGUUACAAGAUAAGUUAAAAGCAACUGACUGGGAAGCAACUGAUGAACACCUAACUGAAGUUGCUGCUAGAGAAUCUUACUUAGAAUGGGUCAGAGAAAAUCAAAGUAAAGAAAAAAAUAACGGUGCCUCGAGUUCUACUUGUACUUCAUCUCAAAUUCGGAAUUCGCCAGGACAUCGUUCACCAAGUAACGAGAGCAACUCUCGAUGUUCGCCUCGUGGCGAAAAGCAUAUAAAUUUAUCAAUGUUAUCAAAAGAUAAUGAAGCAAAUGCUAAAAAUAAUACUUGUAUUUCGCUAUCAACUCCAAACGUAGAUGAUUGGAGCUAUGCUUUAGGUUAUAGCGAAGAUUGGGACACUGACCCGGUAUUGGCUGCAGUACUUGCGCAAUCACAACAGGAGUAUUUGCAGGAAAUAUCGAGAUUAAAUUCUACUGUAAAUAAAGAAUGUGACAAAUAGUCUACCUUAUUUCAACUUCAAGUUAUUUUUUUUUCUGUUACCAUUCAACGACUUUAUAUUCUUGUAUAUUUUCUUUACUUAAAACAUAAAAAAUGAUUUUUUGUAA